AUGGAGAGUGAAUCUGCUUUUCCCCAAGAGCAAAUAACUUGCAGUGAUGAGCUGGAGAACAGAGAGCUGGAUCAGAUGUUGGACCCAACGCGCCCUGUGUACGCUAUCUCCUCCUUCUGGGAUGAGAUGGAAAAGUUGACAAUAAAUGACAUAAUACAGCUGAGGUUGGUGAACAACGCUCACAUCCCCAGCGAGUCUCCCCAGCUGCAGGACAGCGCCAUGGCGGAUGUUUCAGAUGCAGCAGACUCCGGCUACUUCACACACCUGGAUGACUCCAAGCCUGACCGCUCCACCGGGGAUGCCUCCCUUUUUUCCGAAUUCGAGGAAGAGUAUUUCCAAGCCUUCAAUGCCAGCACAAACCCCAGCCCUGAGCCGCCAGACACAAAACCGAGAAUUCGAAGAUCACCAGAGUCAACUUGUAGGGUGUGGUGGGAAUGUGACCUGGAUCCAACCUGUGCACAGCCUGACAACGAUGCUGAGGAAAGGAUGAUGCUGUGCUCUGAGAAUAUCGUUUCCCAACCUCUGUUUUCAGAUAGUGCCCAGUUCUCAAGGACAAUGCUGAAGAACAUACAUAUGCAGAAUCUGAAGGCUCUUUGGGAAGAGUCGCAGGCUUUUAAUGGUCUGUCUUUGCCUACCGUUGUGAUAGAGGAGGAAGAAAGCAGCAUGCUUUUCAGUCUUUGCCACAAAGCAGAAGAAAUUUGUGACCAAUUUCUCAUGGAGAGGGGAAGUGGUUUGGAACGAUCUUCUCCAAGAUCUUCCCCAACUUUUCUCCCAGGAGAAGCCUUGUCAGAGAGCUACAUGGUGCCUUUCUCUGGAAUUUUCAAUCAUCCGUUUGCCGAAGAGGAGGCAGGCACUGGUGUUUCAGAUAGAGCUAGCCCAGUGGUCCCACUUGAUACUGGGGAUCUCACCCUGCCUGAGACCUAUGAUUAUUUCUUCUCAGAGUUCGAAGCUGGAAAUACGUUCUUUCCCUUGGCUCAGAGACCUGAUGACCGCAAGGACAAAUCCAUUCCCAUUUUCUCCUGCUCACGAUCAGGGAAGCGGAAGCUCCGGUUCUUGGAGGAAUAUGAUUACUUCUUUCCCGACGACUCGCCAGUUGAAUCAGAGGAUGAGGAUGACCAUGUGCCAAUCCGCGUGGUGACUCGUUUCAACAGCCGGACCUGUGAGCCUGUGGAUGCCUCAGCAGGGCCAGAAAUGUACGAACACUUUUUCUCAGACAAAGACUGCUGGGCAAAUCUCUUCUGGCGAAACCCCUUCUCUUUACGCAGAGUGCGUUUCCCUGGCAUUCUGAGUGGCUCUCGUGGUAGGUCCACCCCAAUGGUAUUUCCCGCCACGGAUUGGAAGGGGAAAUCGCUCUUUAGGACAAUGGACCCAGUCAGCACUACGGAUAAUCGAGACAGCAUCCCUCCUCUUCCCAACGUCUUUUACCUGGAAAAUCAGCUCAGCAGAGAAGUUGCAGAGCAGUCGAAGAGAUGCGCAGAUCUCCAAGCCAUCAUCUCUAUUCCAAGAAAGGAGGGCUUCCUCUUCACGCUCAACCAGUCUGACAUAUGCUUGGUCUGCAUUGCAUUUGCCUCGUGGGUGCUGAAGUCCGCUAACCCGCAGUCCCAGGACACCUGGAAAACAGCUCUCUUGGCAAACGUGAGUGCAAUAUCAGCUAUUCGAUACCUGCGAAGGUAUGUCAGAGAGGAAUCGCCCGGAGACCAGCGGUGACACCGAAUCCCUGUGGUUCCAUCCCAUCAGCUGCCACACAUUUUCCAGGACAUUUCAUUUGGGACCAGAGCUCACGGUUUGGUAGUUCAACACAGAUUAACAGUUACUGACAACAUUUCUGCUCGUAGGAGUGAAAGUUAGGUGCAAUAAAUCAGAAACUGAUCCUUUGCAAAGCUCCGCCCCACUCCACGGACAUUGUUCCUAGCUUAGUCAAGCUUUA
Messenger RNA from Megalops cyprinoides (Indo-Pacific tarpon), 1927 nucleotides. RefSeq lists its product as uncharacterized. Gene Ontology annotation, cellular component: cytoplasm; nucleus. Gene Ontology annotation, biological process: regulation of DNA-templated transcription; response to muscle activity. The transcript is spliced from 3 exons. Lineage: Eukaryota; Metazoa; Chordata; Actinopteri; Elopiformes; Megalopidae. The coding region runs from base 1 to 1707 and encodes 568 amino acids. The record is from RefSeq and is a predicted model, not a curated record.